Messenger RNA from Sciurus carolinensis (gray squirrel), 981 nucleotides. It is a transcript of the gene Gnrhr, whose product is annotated as gonadotropin releasing hormone receptor. Gene Ontology annotation, cellular component: membrane. The record is from RefSeq and is a predicted model, not a curated record. Gene Ontology annotation, molecular function: peptide binding; gonadotropin-releasing hormone receptor activity. Gene Ontology annotation, biological process: G protein-coupled receptor signaling pathway. Bases 1 to 981 code for a protein of 326 amino acids. The transcript has 3 exons. Lineage: Eukaryota; Metazoa; Chordata; Mammalia; Rodentia; Sciuridae.
AUGGCAAACAGUGCCUCUUCUGAACAGAAUCACUGCUCAGCCAUCAACGACAGCAUCCCGCUGAUGCAGGGUAACCUCCCCACCCUGACCUUAUCUGGAAAGAUCCGAGUGACAGUGACUUUCUGCCUUUUUCUACUCUCCACCACCUUUAAUGCUUCUUUCUUACUGAAACUUCAGAAGUGGACUCAGAAGAAAGAAAAAGGAAAAAAACUCUCCAGAAUGAAGAUGCUUUUAAAACAUUUGACGUUAGCCAACUUGUUGGAGACUCUGAUUGUCAUGCCACUGGAUGGCAUGUGGAAUAUUACAGUCCAGUGGUAUGCGGGAGAGUUCCUCUGCAAAGUCCUCAGCUAUCUGAAGCUUUUCUCUAUGUAUGCCCCAGCUUUCAUGAUGGUGGUGAUCAGCCUGGACCGUUCCCUGGCUAUCACCAGACCCCUAACUGUGCAAAACAACAGCAAGCUUGAACGCUCCAUGACCAGCGUGGCCUGGAUUCUCAGUAGUAUUUUUGCUGGACCACAGUUAUAUAUCUUCAGGAUGAUUCACCUAACAGAUGGUUCUGGACAAACAGAAAUUUUCUCUCAAUGUGUAACACACUGUAGUUUUCCACAAUGGUGGUACCAAGCCUUUUAUAACUUCUUCACUUUCAGCUGCCUCUUCAUCAUCCCUCUUCUCAUCAUGUUGAUCUGCAAUGCAAAAAUCAUCCUCACCCUGACGAGGGUCCUUCAUCAGGAUCCCCACAAACUACAAUUGAAUCAAUCCAAGAACAAUAUACCAAGAGCACGGCUGAAGACCCUAAAGAUGACAGUUGCAUUUGCCACUUCAUUUAUUGUCUGCUGGACUCCCUACUAUGUCCUAGGAAUUUGGUAUUGGUUUGAUCCUGAAAUGUUAAACAGGGUGUCAGAUCCAGUAAAUCAUUUCUUCUUUCUCUUUGCUUUUUUAAAUCCAUGUUUUGAUCCACUUAUAUAUGGAUAUUUCUCUCUGUAA